Messenger RNA from Daldinia decipiens, 2604 nucleotides. RefSeq lists its product as uncharacterized. The record is from RefSeq and is a predicted model, not a curated record. Lineage: Eukaryota; Fungi; Ascomycota; Sordariomycetes; Xylariales; Hypoxylaceae. The transcript is spliced from 2 exons. Bases 120 to 2324 code for a protein of 734 amino acids.
CUAUAACCGAAUCAAAUAAACGAAAACAUACAAACCUCGUAUAAGCACCUGGGUUAGGUAAGUACGAGACGAGGUAAAUCGUUAAUUCUAAACCAGACAAGGUAAACUACAUUGUUACAAUGGAUAACCGUGUAUAUGACUGGGACCGCAUGCUCCUUGACACGGACUGGCUAAAUCUGGACUGGCGGCAAGAAAUGCACAACUUCCAGCGUGUGCCUUGGGCAGAGAUACGGAAUGGCACUCUUAGACAGGUGGCCAAGCUACACGCGCAGUACGACGAGACCCAUGAACCAUCGAAUUCCUGGCCUAUACGUAGUCCCGCGGCCGAUGAAUUGAUACGUAGACGGGAGCUGGAAGAGGGAAACCUUGGAACAGAGACCCAAGCCGUGCCCGAUUGGCUCCCCAACGAGGUCGAGAUGUUUUCCCCGACCGGAACGCAGGCCCCGGACCACCCUGAUCUUCCCGACCUCCCCCCAAUAUUUUCACAGCCGGCUGCUCCUGGCCCCUCGACUGGGGGCAAUACGGGCAACCUGGGCGGGGCCUCCACGCCAGCUAAUCAACCAAAUAAGGAUAAGAAGAUCCCGGGCCUGAUCUACAAGGACGACUUGCCCGGGUACUGGACGGUAGGUUUCGAGCUGGAGUUGCCCGUCGCCGUUUAUAGGCGAGGGGGGCUAAUGGCUGAGCGACCUCACCCCCGCGACCGCCGGUGGGAAGCCGAGGAGAUCGUAACCGACGACGUCCCAAAAGACCGAGUCAAUAAAAUCACGGUGGACCGUUUUAUCGAGGUGCUCAACUCGCAAACCAACAUGGUCUUCAUUCAUCGGGAGGAGGACGAGGACUCACCCUUUGGAGACCUGUGGGCGGAGAAUAUGCACAGGCUUGAACAUGGAUUCCCCCUCGUGGCGGACGUGACCAAGCUCGACAGUACAUCGCGACACUCGGGCGAAAGGCGCCUUAUAAGCCGGGUAGCGGAGAGGGCGGCGGUGCAGGCCCGAGAUUUUCUUAAGUUGAGCUAUUUCAACAACUCGGAACCCGCCAGAAACUUUCUGUUAGCAAGUCGGGAGGAGCUCGAGGAUGCCGCACAGCGGGCCAUCAUGCACGGCGUACCUAGCACCUCGGAUAGGUAUGAUGCCGAGAAACACCUUGAGGAAUUACUCCACCUGGAAGCAUACCAAGCAAGGCGAGAUAAGCGCCAUGUCCCCUUAGCCGACAUGAGGCCGCGGUAUCGAGCCUUCUCGGUCUACGCAAUGGACGAGGUAAACCUGGAUUAUGCGAAGGGCAAACAGUACAGAAACUGGCCACAGACGGAGAAAACCCCUAGUGAUCUAUACGGGUGGGUAACAAUCAAGAUCUCGUCGCCGGUACUGCCCUUCAACUGGCCGCCUCUUGAUAUCGAUACCAUGAUCCAAGAUAUUUGUAAAGUCGUACGUAAUAACUUCCGCGUACACCUAGACGCGCCGUCGAUCCCCGCGACGACGCAGAUUUCCGUUUCGCACUCCAGCGGCCUUACACUCCUAGAUAUCCAGAAGCUAUCGUCGUUCCUGGCCACCGAGGCCGUCUCCAACGAACUACGGUCCCUCAAUCGAUGGUAUCGAAGCCAAAGGCCGCAUGACAAAGUGUGCGGGCCCAUCCGCGAAGUCUCCCAGCUAGCUAAGCUAGCGCAGACAAACAAGGACGUGGAUAACUUCGACAACAGUGGCAUCGUGCCGAUACACGGGCCUCUACGCACAGAGAAACUAAAUCAGAGGGCGGCGGAGCAUCUACCCAUCGACUUGAUCAAGCAGAGGGAGAACCUAGCGACUCGUAUUUUCCACACCAUGAUAUGGCAAUAUACGGACAUAAACUCUAUCGUGAAUGCCGUGAGCACGGGGCACCGGUCGCGGAAGACCGAGGUGAUGAUUAAAUGCCAGGGCACAGGUGAUGUUGUGGGAAAGGCGAACCCGAGCCCCAAAGAUCAAUCCGAGCAGAAAAGUAUAGACUACGACCACAAGUUCUUCAACGUAGAUAAGCAAAGAGGAGUUUUCGAAUUCCGGCACAUGGGGGGAUCGCUUGAGCCAUCGCAUAUCAUGGCGUGGAUGACCGUGUGCUGCCGGAUCUGCGACUUCGUGAGAAACUCACCACCGCUGCACUAUAGGUACGCCUUGGAACAGAUCAUGAGGGACGGAGUGCCAGUCAUAGAAGCCCUGAAUAUUCCCGCUGAGGCUCGGCAAUUUUUCCAGAACCGUGCCGGCCAGAGUGGGUAUCUGAAGUCAAAGUUUAACAACAACGAUAAUAUGAUUGACUGGAGAGACCCCUUCUACCCGACAUACCCGACACACCCAUAGUAGCCUCCGUUGAGGUAAUAGAGACGUGCUAGGUAAUGUGAAAUCCCUUCUCCGGUAUAGAGUAUGGCACGGUACUGUAUAACAAGGUAAGCAUAGCGUUUAAUGGUUCCUCUAAUCUAGGUAGUUGAUAUAAUAUUUUAUGUUCCUUUGCCUCUAGAAACCAUAUACUGUAUCGUCGAGUCAGUUAUUUCAGAUAAGAUAUGCUUCGAUGAUAUCUCCUUUUACUCAGGUCUCGGUUCAUACCUGACCGCCUACACUGAGGAUACUAGCAAUCACCUUU